Puccinia triticina is the source of this 1731-nucleotide messenger RNA. RefSeq lists its product as uncharacterized. The record is from RefSeq and is a predicted model, not a curated record. NCBI's taxonomy places the organism in Eukaryota, Fungi, Basidiomycota, Pucciniomycetes, Pucciniales, Pucciniaceae. The coding region runs from base 1 to 1731 and encodes 576 amino acids. The transcript is spliced from 8 exons.
AUGCCACGUGAUUCCACACCCUACGACCGGAAAGCUGUAAGGACCUCAGCAAGGCUAGGAGGAAACCGACUGCAGAUUGAACCGGCAGCACCUGAUCCCUUGGUUGGAGAGUCUUCAGUUGAAUCAAUCUUGAAAAGAUGUGAAACACAAAUUAACCAAAAAGUUGAUUCAAUUACUGCAAGAUUGACUUCACUUGAGAAAUGGAAUCGUGAACUUGACCAGGCUCAGCAGAGCAAUUCUCAAUCAGGGAACUCUUUAACCAAGAAUGAGAUUCAAGAUGAAGUCAAUUCCUAUAUCAGGCAAGCUAUUCACGAGUACCAGAAUUCCUUUUGGCGUGAAAUUGAGGAAGCAGUUGCGUUGAAGGGGUAUGCCACCAACAGUGACCUUGGAAAUCAAAUACAACACUUGUCUGAAUCUGCCAAGGCCCAAACCGCGCAUGUAUCAUCCAUAUUUGAAACCGGACGUUUGGAACUACAAGGAAGUCUUGCAGAAAGAAUCAAGGAAGUUCGUGACGAAAUCACAGAUAAUCAAAAGACUGUGCAGAAAAAGCUUGAAGGUGUUGAGCUCAGAGCUUCACGACUUGAAGAGCUUGCAAAAGAGUAUGGACAAAAACUGGAAAGACAGAAUCAGAUCUUUGACACCUCAACAAACGACCAAGGACAAAUCACUCAAGCACACGUGGACCAAAUUGAGUUGGUAUUGAAUCAAAAAUUCCAACACACAAUCAUAUCUGCAAACGAAGAACUGAAAGCAAAAGGUGAAGAAUACACAAAUCAAUUGUUUUCCAACACCCAAUCUAGCCUUGAAGAUGUCUCAACUUCUUUUCAGGUGAAGCUUGACUUUCAAGAUGAAGCUAUGAGAUCUCAGCUUCAAGGCAUGAAUGGAAAGCUUCAAGAUGCAAUGAAACGGAUUUCUGAUCUUGAGGAAAAGGUUAUGUAUCAGCCAGCCAACACUUUCUUACCAAAAAAAAACCAUCCAGCAAUCCAAAAGUCAAAACAGAAGGUUGACCGAAUGACAGACUCUGAGCCUAGAUUGACUCAAUACAGACAUAUAAGUGAUAAUGAAUCCGAACCUCAAGAACCUCCAGUCACGAAUAAUCCCAAAACCGCUUCAAGCUCUUGUUUGCCUUUCCAUUCUAGCCCAUUAGAAAAUUGUGGAACAGCUUCAGGAACCAGACGUACAGAUGCUAACACGGGAGAUGAAAUGGAUAUUGAUAUAAGUGAUAACGAAGCCGAACCUGAUCAAGAACCUCCAGUCGCGAAUAAUCCCCAAGCCGCUUCAAGCUCAGAUAUAACUGAUAACAAAGCCCAACCUCAAGAACCUCCAGUCAUGAAUAAUCCCCAAGCCGCUUCAAGCUCUCGUUUGCCUUCCCAUUCUAGCCCACUAAAAAAUCCUGGAACAGCUUCAGGAACCAGACGUAACAGAGUCAAGAUACUAAGUUUGUCACAGAACUGCAAACAGGUUGAUCUUUGUACUGAGGCAGAGAAACAUGAUGAUCAAGUACUUAAUCGAGCUAUGCAGUCAUUUCUAUACUAUCUUGCGCAGCAAAAACAAAGCAAAUAUCCUCCACUCCCGCAACCAACUGGCGAUGACGUUUCUUCCUUGAAAAAUUUGAAACCAAUUGACAAUCUUCUUCAAAACGGAACUUACAUUUUGGAUGAGUAUGCUAGUGUAGGACCCAAUACUCCAUAUCUGAUAUCUAGUGAAGAAGUCCAAAGAAUAGGAACCUAA